AUGUUUACCGUCUCGCUCGCCGGCCACCAUGGCUUGCCCGCGCAGCCGUCGCUCGUGUGCUAUGUCGCGGCCCACGAGCUGCUCGUUGUCGCUGCUGGGUACCAGCAGAUCAAGCUUUACGGAGAAGACGGCCUCGAGUUGUUUGUCUCGUGCGUCGCGAACGAGGCGACGGCCGGUGCGUCCACGAGCUUCCUGCAACCCACAGCGAACGGGCGCAUUGUGCUUGUCUCGUCCGACAGUGGCGUCCAAGUCGUCUCGCUCGAGCGCUGCAAUCUGGCGCAUCGCCGAUCCUCGCAUCCUUGCCGCCAAGGUACACGCCUCAACAUCCACACCAUUUUCAUGCCAACGUCAACUAGCUGGACAAUGUGUCGGAUCACGGCGGUCGAGACGAUCAAAAGCCACAAGUCGGCGCCGUUCGUCUUCCUUGCGCUUGACGACGGAUCGAUUCAGGUCGUGCAGGAAGAUACCUGCGCAUUCACUACGUACGCGAUCCAGGCCGCGCAGCUCGGGCUUAGCGGCGACGACGUUGCAGUCUCGGCGAUGGCAAGCAACCCGAGCGACGCCAACCAGCUGCUUCUGGCGUACGAAGGCGCACAUGAGGCGAGCAUCUUUCUCUGGGACCUCGCCAAGAAGAAGGUGUUGCACAAGGCGACCGUGCCGCCGGCCCAUGGCAGCGUCCAGAGCCUCGCGUGGCACGCUAGCGGCAAGCGGUUCGCCGCGGGUUUUCACGACGGCGCGUUUGGCGUCUUUCGCACCGACAAGCAGCAGAGCGCGUUUUUCCUACGGCGACGUCGGCUCCGUUGA
This is a messenger RNA of Saprolegnia parasitica CBS 223.65, 804 nucleotides long. RefSeq lists its product as hypothetical. The transcript has 2 exons. Gene Ontology annotation, cellular component: cytoplasm; plasma membrane. The record is from RefSeq and is a predicted model, not a curated record. Bases 1 to 804 code for a protein of 267 amino acids. NCBI's taxonomy places the organism in Eukaryota, Oomycota, Saprolegniomycetes, Saprolegniales, Saprolegniaceae. Gene Ontology annotation, biological process: regulation of exocytosis. Gene Ontology annotation, molecular function: GTPase activator activity; myosin II binding; syntaxin binding.